Lucilia sericata (common green bottle fly) is the source of this 4313-nucleotide messenger RNA. It is a transcript of the gene nito, whose product is annotated as RNA-binding protein spenito. Lineage: Eukaryota; Metazoa; Arthropoda; Insecta; Diptera; Calliphoridae. Gene Ontology annotation, biological process: regulation of alternative mRNA splicing, via spliceosome. The coding region runs from base 222 to 2657 and encodes 811 amino acids. Gene Ontology annotation, molecular function: mRNA binding. The transcript has 3 exons. The record is from RefSeq and is a predicted model, not a curated record. Gene Ontology annotation, cellular component: nucleus.
UUUGGUGAAAAGUUGAAAAAUAUAAUUUAUAAUAAAAUAAAAUCUAUAUAAAAAUUACAAGUUAUAGUGAAAUUAAAAAUAGGUGUACGUACAUUAAGUUUUAAAAGAUCAAAAUAGCUUUAUAAUUUUUUCUUUUAUUACAUGCUAUACAUACUGCACAUAUUGGAUUGCAACUGUAUUGCAAAUAAAAUAGAGUUGGAGACGGUAUCAGUAAGCUGCUCAUGAGCAUUAUUCGUGAAGCUGCUGAACUUGAUCGUAUUACAGUUAAAAUACAUAAUAUGAAACGUAGUGCUUCUCGUGAUUCUCCAAAUAGAACAAGUCAUUCUUCACGUUCACGAUCACUAGCUAUGGGCCGUGGUGCAUACGAUAAUGGAGGUGGUGUGCCGGGGGAUUCUCCUGAACGCAUAUCUCCCGAUAGAUUAAGACGUAGGGUUGGACGCUCUCCAAGUCCCCGCGGUCGUUAUGGUGGCGCUUCACCACACCGCGAAGAGUAUAUACGGGGAGUACCACCUUCUGCAGAGAGGCCAACUUAUAAAGUUUUGUGCGUAAGUGCUUUGCACCCGAAGGCAUCAGAUGAAUUUAUAAAAGAGACAUUGUAUCGUGAAUAUAAGAAAUUUGGCGACUUUAGUAUUCGAAUUUCGCGCGAUUUGGACGAGAGAGUUGCAUAUGUAUGCUUUCGAACUGCUGAGGAUGCUCGAGAAGCAAAACAUCACAAACCUCGUAUUGUUCUCUACGAUAAGGUAGCGCUAGUGGAACCAGUGUAUGAAUCUUCUGGACGUAGUGAACAUAGGCCUCGUGGACGUUCAAUUUCUCCACCGGAAUAUGACCGUUAUCAUUACACUAGGGUGCCAGGUCCACCACCGGGGCCACCGGAACACCGUCGACCGCCUUUAGAUGCCUACGAUCGUUAUGGGCCUCCCCAUAUUCCCCCACAUCCUCAUACUCGCGAAUAUAGACCUAUUCAUCAUGAGUACCCGAUGCCACCAAGAGGUCCUCCAAUGCACCGCGGUCCUCCGCAUUUACACGGACCCCCACCACCUCACUAUGGUGGUCCACCACGUCAUAUGGGGCCAAGACCACAUGUACCGUAUGAAAAGCCAGAAAAUAAAAAGGAUAAAUUUCCCAAUUAUUUGCAUCAUGUCCAACCCGAGGAUGAUCCUCUAUCUACACGAACACUAUUCGCUGGAAAUUUGGAAGUGACAAUUGCAGACGAUGAACUUCGUCGCAUAUUCGGUAAAUAUGGAAUUGUGGAUGACAUUGAUAUCAAGAGACCUCCACCAGGCACUGGAAAUGCGUUUGCAUUUGUCAGAUAUCAGAAUUUAGAUAUGGCUCAUAGGGCUAAAUGCGAACUAUCUGGACAAUACAUUGGCAAAUUCCAAUGUAAAAUUGGUUACGGCAAAGUGACUCCAGCAACACGAAUUUGGAUUGGUGGUUUGGGUGCAUGGACAUCAGUUACGCAAUUAGAGCGGGAAUUUGAUAGAUUUGGUGCUAUUAAGAAAAUAGAGUACCAAAAGGGAGAUACUUGUGCGUACAUUCAGUAUGAGACCAUUGAAGCAGCAACGGCAGCAGUUAAGGAAAUGCGAGGAUUUCCUUUGGGCGGACCAGAAAGACGCUUGCGUACCGACUUCUCGGAAUUACCAGGUGUGACUCCUACAGCAGCUCCUUUUAAACCGAAAGCACCGUAUGAGGAAACUGCUGGCACUUCGAUUCCAUCCUCUGAAUACAGACGCCCGGAAUACGACUAUCACUAUGAAGAUACUCACCAUCACCAUCCUCCACACCAUCAUUAUGCACCACGCGGAGGAUAUGCUCCAUAUCCACCCCGUGGUUCAUAUCGCGGUCGUGGAGGAUAUCGUGGACGUGGUCGUGGCUCAUAUCACUACCACAAUGAUGUUCAUAGACCAGCACACCCAAGUGCGCACUCUUCAUCUGCUGCACCAGUUCCUCCUCCUGCCGGAGUUGAAGAUGAAUGGCGCCGACCUCCUGGAGAGCCCGGUUUCGAUAGAGGUCGUUCCGGUUCAAGAGAACUAAGGUCGGAUCGUUCACGGUCACGUUCGCCACACAAAAGAACCCACUCUCCAGGUUCAGAUUCAGAUUCAUCGCAGCAUCGCAAUGGCGGCUCAUUAGCUUCUGCGCGUACCUUACCGGAUGUCGCACGAAAAUGUACUGUAAUAUGGCAAGGUGCCCUUAUACUUAAGAGCUCUUUAUUCCCUGCCAAGUUUCACCUUACCGAUGGUGACACUGAUAUCGUCGAAUCGCUGAUGCGUGAUGAAGAUGGCAAGCAUAACUUACGUAUUACACAACGUUUGCGUUUGGACCCUCCAAAAUUGGAAGAUGUCCAAAAGCGUAUUAGUUCUUCGUCUUCACAUGCCAUUUUCCUGGGCUUGGCCGGCUCAACAUCCGUUGCGAACACCUCCGAAGACAGUUCGGUACAGACUAGGCCUCUUCGUAACUUAGUGUCGUAUCUUAAGCAAAAGGAAGCUGCUGGUGUUAUUUCUCUAUUGAACAAGGAAACCGAAGCAACUGGUGUGCUAUAUGCAUUCCCUCCUUGUGAUUUUUCAGCCGAUCUUUUGAAACGGACGUGUUCAACUGUAACUGAGGAAGCAUUCAAAGAGGAUCAUUUGGUAGUGGUCGUGGUUAGGGGCGGUACGGCUUAAGUGAAUCUAUUACAAAAUUUUAAUUAAGUUAAACUUCAAAAAAUUCAUCAACUUGAACAAAACAACAAACCAACAUGAAGACGAAAUCAUACUAUUAAAAGUUUUAUGAUCAUAUACAAGAAAUACAUAUACAUCCAUACUAUAUACAAAAAUAUAAUAAUACAUUUUUAGAGGUCUAUUUGCAGAAAAAAGCAGCAUUCUGUUACAAUUUAAUAUCCAAAAGGUUACUUAAUAUUUAACUAAUUUAAAAAUGAAAAUUCUAUUGUUCUUCAAAGAAAAAGAAAAACUAAAAUAACUGUGUUCCUAUACUUGUCGUAAUAUUUUCUUUAUUUGGUCAGAAUGCCAAAGGCAAAGCUUAAUAUUAUUAUGUAAAGACAUUUAGAGUUUGGACACAAAUCCAAAGUUCUGACUAUAACUUGUAAAUUUUACAAGUACGGGAACAGAGUUAAAAAAUGAAAAUAAAAAAUAUGUAAUUUGUGCCAAUUGUAAAAUCAAAAAGAAUUUUAGUUAUAUACUCGUAUGUACUUGAUUCCAAAACUAAAGCAGUUGUGCAUGCUUCCAAAAGCAAAGUGUAUGAAUACAAUUUUAUAUAAAUUUAAACAAUUCAAUGUGUUGUUCCCAAUAGAAAUCCACGAAAAAGCAUAAAUGUAUAAAUAUAUCAAUUAACUAUUUAAUUAAUAAUCCCAAGUAUUUUUUCAUAAAAAUGUUUUCAUUAGUUGAGUGGCAAAAAGUGGUAAAAUUAACAUAGACAAACAAAAAAAAUGGUGGUUCUUCUGAAAAUGUGCAUUUUUUUCAAAAAUAAUUAUUUUUUGUGUUCUUUUCAUUUUUGUGAGAAAAUGUUUUUUAUUAUUUUUUUUCAAAUGGGUAAUUUCUUAUUUAAAUGUUCAAAAGUGUUUUUUUAUAUAAUUGGCUAAAGUUCUACAUACUAGUAAAAAUGGUGUACAACGGGUGACUAGGUGACUACUGUGCUACAGAAAAUUCUUGUGUGGUCUGUUUUAUAAUAAUCAAAAUUUAAAUCGGGUGCUUAACAAACCUAUACUCUCUUUGUGUAAUUAUUUUCAAAAAUUAUUUCAAACUUAAUACAACAACAACAAUAAUAUUUAUUGUUUCAAAAAAGUGAUCACAAUGUGCUGUGUUUGUUCGCAUUUAACAACUUUAUAAAAGUACAGGCAAUUUUAAACGUACCUGCAGUCCUUGUGUAGUCUGUGGUUAUGGUUAUUUUAAAAAAAAGUUCAAAAUUUAUAGACUUUUGAAAUAUGUUUCAAGUAAUUAAUCUGUUCAAAAGUGAAGUGAAGGUCAACAAUGCAUGAUGACAGUUACAGUUUCCUUAUUUAUGACAAGUGAUGUUUUCUUUUAUAAAACUACCACUGUCCAACUUACAGUUCAGUUCAGUACUUUAUAAUUGGAAGUUUUUCAAUUUUAUAUAUUCCAAAGUGGUGUUGUUGCAGUGAGAAUCAUCUGUGGACAGAUUCAAUUUUUAACUAGUGUUUUUGUACUUCUUUUGUUUGCCUCGAUUCAAUUUUAUUUCUAUUUGCACAUCCUUAGAGAACUAGUUGUAGCAUUUGUUUGAAAAUUAUGUAAAAUUGAAAAGGGUUUUGCAAAUGUUACAGAGUUUUCUACAAGGUAUGCCCACCAAUAAAAAAUAAAAAAAAAAAA